Belonocnema kinseyi is the source of this 417-nucleotide messenger RNA. RefSeq names its product TD and POZ domain-containing protein 4-like. Gene Ontology annotation, molecular function: ubiquitin protein ligase binding. Gene Ontology annotation, biological process: proteasome-mediated ubiquitin-dependent protein catabolic process; regulation of proteolysis. The record is from RefSeq and is a predicted model, not a curated record. The transcript has 3 exons. Gene Ontology annotation, cellular component: cytoplasm; nucleus. Lineage: Eukaryota; Metazoa; Arthropoda; Insecta; Hymenoptera; Cynipidae. The coding region runs from base 1 to 417 and encodes 138 amino acids.
AUGUGGAUAAGUGUUUUGCGUCGUGGGCCUUUAAGUACAAGUCAAUUAGAAAAUGCCCGGAUUUGCGAGGAACAUUUUAUGAGUGGAAACAGUCCAGUUUUUGAUAGGAUGCUUUCCCUUCCGAUGAAAGAGACACUUACGGGCAUUGUGGAAAUUGAAGAUCUAAAGUCGGAAGUUUUUGAAGAAAUGCUAAGAUUUAUAUACACGAAUGAAUUCGACGCUGAAGGUGAUUAUCAUUUAAAGGAAAUGAUGGUUGCUGCAGACAAAUAUGAGAUUGAUGACCUCAAAAGUAAAUGCGAGGAUAUUUUGGCAGAAAGAUUAUCAGUUUCUUUUACUUCUGGAAUCACACAAAGUAAUAGCAGACGUUCAAAGCUUGUUAAUUUAGCUCUUUUAGAAGAAGAUCCACCUUCCGAAUAA